Messenger RNA from Anguilla rostrata (American eel), 3764 nucleotides. RefSeq names its product coiled-coil domain-containing protein 85C-A-like. The record is from RefSeq and is a predicted model, not a curated record. The transcript is spliced from 6 exons. Bases 754 to 1923 code for a protein of 389 amino acids. Gene Ontology annotation, cellular component: apical junction complex. NCBI's taxonomy places the organism in Eukaryota, Metazoa, Chordata, Actinopteri, Anguilliformes, Anguillidae.
CUUUCACAGAGGCACCUGCCCAGACUUUCCUGGCGUCUGGAUUGGUCGUGACCGAAAUCCUCUUGAACAUUUUGAAUCAAGCCCGUGAAAGAAGAGGGGCUGAGCAAAUUCCAACCUGCCAGAAGAUUCAAUCCGACAACUGCUUUGGAAAAUCCAUUCGCCGACUGAGCGUGUUCGGUCGGUCGUAUGCGGUUAAUUCCUGGAUCAAAGCGACAGCCUGGGUAUUUCAUAUUUUAUCGGGAUUUUAAAAGUUGUUUUGAAAUCUGAUAUCCAUUGUGUUUUGAAUUAUUUUGGAAGCCCGUUUCAUUUAGAAUCGUUGUGGAAAAUGCCUUCGUAGUUUUGCAAAAUGGUGAACUAACUGCAUCAUUGGGAUAGAGAAAAUUCAAAAGGUGAGAUUUGGCUGCUUGUGUGUGAGGAUAAUAGCCUACCUCACCGUUUAUCUGCGUUCAUGAAGACUGGAUAGCUGAAUAGCCUAUGUAAAUUUAUUUUGCUACCUGCUGAUGAAGUUUUUUUUUUUUUUCAAACAUCGGAACAACACUGUUUGCUAUCGGUCGUUUCUAAUAGAUUAGUAGAUACAGCGCAUUUUAUAAAUUUAUUUCCGUUUAAUUAGUUUGAGCUUUUAAGCGCAUGUGUCAUCGGAGUUAUUUUCUUCAUCAUGCAUUCAGAUUUGAUUAUAUCACCGUUACAGCUCGGCUAGCCAAUUUUGUCGACUAGACAUCUCCUGCCAAACUGUAAAAAAGGCAAAACUGAAAAAUGGCUAAAAACCAAUUGGAUGGGCAUAAUGAUAAUUUGAGUCAGUUUUCCGACGACGAACUGUUAAAAUGCAGCAAAGAGGAUCUAAUCAAAAGACUGAGAAAGGUGGAUAACGAACGGAUGAACCUCAUGGUGGAACACGGCAACAUGAUGAAAGACGUCAACCGGAGACUGCAAGUCCACCUCCAUGAGAUCCGGGGCCUGAAAGAGGUGAACCAAAAGCUACAGGACGACAACCACGAGCUCAGGGAGCUGUGCUGUUUCCUGGAUGAUGAUAGACAGAGGGGCAAGAAGUUGUCCCGGGAGUGGCAACGGUUCGGCAGGUACACGGCCAGUGCCUUGUGGAAAGAGGUGGGUGCUUAUCAGCAGAAGCUGAAGGAUCUUGAGGCCAACCAAGAGACUGUGAUGCGCGAGAACGUGGAGCUAAAGGAGAUCGUUCUCAUGCUGGAUGAGGAGCAGAACGGAGCCGGCUCCAGAAGUUCCAUCGACAGUCAGUCCAGUCUGACCAAUCUGAACGGCUCUGGCGCUGUCCGGGAUGUCGGGGAUGGCAGCAGUACGUCCAGCACGGGCAGCGCCGGCAGUCCGGAUCACCACAACAACCACAUACACAAGCCGGCUGUGGCUACGAUAGGAACCAUCCGGAGGUCGAUGGACGACCUGUCAGCGCCACACCACCAUCGGAGCAUCCCCAACGGUCUUAAUGAAUCAUCAUCAAAUUACAUCCGUCAGCUGGAAACAAAGGUCAGGAUUUUGGAGGAUGACAAGAACAAGCUUCUAUCACAGAGCAGCUCUGGCGACCUGAGGACCCUGCGGAAAGGCAUGACCCUCUACCAUUCCGAAUCGCAGCUCUCCGCCCUUCUGUCUCCACAUCAGGACGGCCUGAACAAUGGUUCCACCCGCAUCCCAAACAGUGAAUCCUCCCCCACAGCCGGGUACCUACCUCCAGUGCAGAAGCCGGAGGCGGUGGUCCAUGCAAUGAAGGUCCUGGAAGUUCAUGAAAACUUGGACAAGCAAAUCCCUGACGACUACGAAGAAGACCUCAGUGAGAAGGAGAAGGCCAUUGUCCGUGAAAUGUGCAAUGUGGUGUGGCGUAAGCUGGGCGAUGCAGCAGGUUCCAAACCGUCCAUCCGACAGCACCUCUCUGGGAACCAGUUCAAGGGGCCGCUGUAGGCCACACCUCCUGGGUAAACCUACUCCAACUACGUGACCUCAAAGUACACAGACAUCCAGUCAUCUCUGCCCGUCUUCCCACUGCCCAUCCAAUCAUCUCUGCCCGUCUUCCGACUGCCAAGGCUUUGGGCAGCUUCACCUGAGUAUUCCUGGACUGUGAUCGACCAAUCCCACGGCAGCCUGAGACACGGUCCUCUAUCACUGGCUGUGUCUCUUUAUUUUGUUGUACCUAUCAAGUAUUUGCGACCGGCAGCUAGCUUGGACCCAUUUGCCACGCCUGGUGUUCAAUUUGAGUUUAUACAGUCAAAGGAUUUUUAGCUCAUCUAGAGUCGGUGUUGAUUUUAGCAGUACAUGUUUGUGGUUUGUAUACAGCCUUCGCACCAAAACCCCACAACGAUUUCUGAGCAUUGUGUGAAUAUUGUAUGUGGAUUUGGAAUUCUCUUUAUAUGGAGAUCCAGUUUUACGGUUGUUUUUGUGUCUUCCAAGGUAAAAGCCAAUGGCUUCAGGUCUAUUUGUGAAACCUAUGGUAUAAACAGUUCUAUCUGCUUUAAAACAAAAGUGUAUAAUAAAUGUAGAAAUAAACUGAGAAAGUGAAUAGUUAAAAAUAGAAAGCUAAAGUGGCAAUAAGUUCCAAAACUGUAGCACUACUUCGUCACUGUAUGCUUGUCAUUUUAGAGUGGCCAUGCUACACAAUUAUAUUUUGAAUUUUUGUGUUUUAAAAGCACGUCAGUAGACUGCACACAGGGUUGGAUGAGUUAAGGCUCCAAAUUAUUUUUCUUUGUGCCCUGUGACAAAUAGUCUAAAACUUCAGGGCUGUAUAUGGCUGUGUAAAUGCCAUCCAAGUCUUCCUGCCCAGAAGCUACAGUAUGUACAUGAAUUAUGAAAAUCCAUGUUGCACACUCGAGUCUUGUUAUAGUGAUGAUUGACAAGUGACAAUCAUCCUCACCACUUCAGCCAGCAGCCCAUCCCCUAACCCUGGUUAUGCCCGGUCACAGAUUGCUGAAGUCGCUUGCUGAAUCUCCAACACCUCUAAUUUGGAGCGGCCACUUCAGCCAGUUCAAUGUUCCACCACCCCUGGGAUGUCACUGGCCAAACAGUGUUGAUUCUAAUUCGUUUUUGCCUCUUGAUAACAUGGUCGUGCCAAACAACAUAACGAAGGUUGACAAAAAAGCAAUACCCCAAAGAGAGGGACGUAGAUUUUUAAAUGGAUUCAGCAAGCGGCUUUCAAGUGACAGCUUCUGUUAUGCCUAGGUUGAUUUUCAUGUUUUGUGAUGUCAGAAUAAAAAAAUUUUAAAGUAGAGAUUUAAAAACUGUUAUUUAAAAAUAUAUAAAUUACAACCUGAUGCCAGGUUACACUAAAAAUAUAAUGCUUUCGGAUACAACGUGGCUCAAAUGAGAAAUAUACAUUAAAUGUUACGUGAACAUUCACAGUGUUGAUUGGUCAAAUGGGCAAGUUAUUCUUUUCACAUGGGUGCUCAGACAUUUAACAAUGGAUGAAUGGAUAUAAAACACAGCCACCACUUUUUCUAUGAAGAUUUGAUUAUAAAGUUAAGUUUAAUACUUAAUGUGACUUGAAUAUGCUGCUUUUGUGAGUGAGGCUUCAAAUUUGGAAACCAGGAUGAAGUUGUACAAUAUGUAUAUGUGCUAAAUUAAACUGGGAUGCAAAGAAUCUGCAGUGCUCUGUAAAUAGACACCAUCUCCUAUAGAAUUACUAUAGCAUGCCUGUGUAACCUUUUUUGAGCUAUACGUAGCUGAAACGGUCCAAUAUUUUUAGUGAGUUUGGAAAAUGAUGUAACAGGCCACUUUUAGAUGAUUUUGGAAAAUAAAUACUUCCUUUGCAA